Molecule: messenger RNA, 9353 nt
Organism: Oryctolagus cuniculus (rabbit)
Lineage: Eukaryota; Metazoa; Chordata; Mammalia; Lagomorpha; Leporidae
Source: RefSeq, a predicted model, not a curated record
UGUACCUAGCGCGAGGCACUGGAGGAGGAGGAAGAGGUAGCUGAGAUCUGAAUAAUUGAUUCUUCAGUCUCUCCAGACGCUCGGGAGCGGGCGGAGAGCGUGGUUUCAGCACCACGGAUAGCGGCGCGCGCCACCACAGGCUCCGGGGUCGCCAGCCAGACACCCUUCGUGGCCUUGUUCGGCGCCGUGCGCUCCGGGAGCGGGGCGCUGCGCUCCGCGCGCCACCGCCUAGAGACUGCGGGGUCUGCCUCGGCCGCCUACGGGGAGGGCGCCUGCGGGCGGAAGACGCUUUAGUCCGCCGGAGCUCCAAGCUUCUCCGGCGUGCGCGGGGGCUGCUGCGUCUCACUGGCUAAGAACAAGUCCCCAAGUUGGCGUGGUGGGCGCCCCUGCCUUCCUCCUCCUCUUCCUUGGAGGCGACAGCAGCAGAAGCACUCCCGGGAACCCGGCUUUGCCAGACUGAAACAGGCACUCUCCGGACUCCCGCCGGGAAGUGGGGAGCCGAACGCGCAGAGCGGAGCUGGCCCCGCAGCCUAGGGCCGGAGGGAGCUGCCUUCCCUCGCCCGCGUCUCUCUCGGCCGGGGACCGCGGGGAUCCCCGGCCACACGCGCGCGCGCGCUCCCACACUCACUCUCACACACACGCACUCGCCCUCACACACCAGCCCGGAGCUGGGCUGCGGACAGGGUGCUGGGGCGCGCUCAGAGGACCCCGCGGCUGCCGUCCGGAGUAGGUCAGGAAGCCUUGCUAGGGCUCUCCGAGCCAGGGAGGCUCCGAGGGCUUGGCCGGAGCAUGGGGCCGGGUGAGCGCUGAGUCGCGGCCGCUGCCAUCAAGCCCUGGAGAUGACCAGGAGCGGCCACUGCUGAGAACUAUGUGGAGAGAGGCUGCGAGCCCUGCUGCAGAGCCUCCGGCUGGGAUAGCCGCCCCCCGUGGGGGCGAUGCGGACAGCGCGGGACAGCCAGGGGAGCGCGCGGGGGCCGCAGCAUGCGGGAGCCCGCUAAACCCGGUGGCUGCUGAGGCGGCCGAGAUGCUCGUGCGCGCAGCGCGCCCCACCGCAUCCUCGACCUUCUCCGGCUACAGGGACCGUAAGUGGCGACUAUGGGCAGACUGGGCUACUGGACCCUGCUGGUGCUGCCGGCCCUUCUGGUCUGGCGCGGUCCGGCGCAGAGCGCGGCGGCGGAGAAGGGUCCCCCCGCGCUGAACAUUGCGGUGCUGCUGGGUCACAGCCACGACGUGACGGAGCGCGAACUUCGAAACCUGUGGGGCCCGGAGCAGGCGGCGGGGCUGCCAAUGGACGUGAACGUGGUGGCGCUGCUGAUGAACCGCACCGACCCCAAGAGCCUCAUCACGCACGUGUGCGACCUCAUGUCCGGGGCGCGCAUCCACGGCCUGGUGUUUGGGGACGACACCGACCAGGAGGCCGUGGCCCAGAUGUUGGAUUUUAUCUCCUCCCAGACUUUCAUCCCCAUCUUGGGCAUCCACGGGGGUGCGUCCAUGAUCAUGGCUGACAAGGAUCCCACGUCUACUUUCUUCCAGUUUGGAGCGUCCAUCCAGCAGCAGGCCACGGUCAUGCUGAAGAUCAUGCAGGAUUACGACUGGCACGUCUUCUCCCUGGUGACCACCAUCUUCCCCGGCUACAGGGACUUCAUCAGCUUCAUCAAAACCACCGUGGACAACAGCUUUGUGGGCUGGGACAUGCAGAACGUGAUCACGCUGGACACCUCCUUCGAGGACGCCAAGACGCAAGUGCAGCUGAAGAAGAUCCACUCCUCUGUCAUCCUGCUCUACUGUUCCAAAGACGAGGCCGUUCUCAUCCUGAGUGAGGCCCGCUCGCUUGGCCUCACCGGCUAUGACUUCUUCUGGAUUGUCCCCAGCCUGGUUUCUGGAAAUACAGAACUCAUCCCCAAAGAGUUUCCCUCAGGACUCAUUUCGGUCUCCUACGAUGACUGGGACUACAGCCUGGAGGCCAGAGUGAGGGACGGUCUCGGCAUCCUAACCACAGCUGCGUCUUCCAUGUUGGACAAGUUCUCCUACAUCCCUGAGGCCAAGGCCAGCUGCUAUGGGCAGACGGAGAAGCCGGAGGCCCCACUGCACACGCUACACCAAUUCAUGGUCAACGUGACGUGGGAUGGCAAAGACCUGUCCUUCACUGAGGAGGGCUAUCAGGUGCACCCCAGGCUGGUGGUGAUUGUGCUGAACAAGGACCGAGAAUGGGAGAAGGUGGGCAAGUGGGAGAACCAGACCCUGAGCCUGAGGCAUGCUGUGUGGCCCCGGUACAAGUCCUUCUCUGACUGCGAGCCCGAUGACAACCACCUGAGCAUCGUCACCUUGGAGGAGGCCCCCUUCGUCAUCGUGGAAGACAUCGACCCGCUGACCGAGACGUGCGUGCGGAACACGGUGCCCUGUCGGAAGUUCGUCAAAAUCAACAAUUCAACCAACGAGGGGAUGAACGUCAAGAAAUGCUGCAAGGGGUUCUGCAUUGAUAUCCUGAAGAAGCUCUCCAGGACGGUCAAGUUUACCUACGACCUCUACCUGGUGACCAACGGGAAGCAUGGCAAAAAAGUCAACAAUGUGUGGAAUGGCAUGAUUGGGGAAGUGGUCUACCGCCGAGCGGUCAUGGCAGUUGGCUCGCUCACCAUCAACGAGGAGCGUUCUGAAGUGGUGGACUUCUCUGUGCCCUUCGUGGAGACAGGGAUCAGUGUCAUGGUUUCCAGAAGCAACGGCACUGUCUCGCCUUCUGCUUUUCUAGAACCAUUCAGCGCCUCCGUCUGGGUGAUGAUGUUUGUGAUGCUGCUCAUUGUCUCUGCCAUAGCUGUUUUUGUCUUUGAGUACUUCAGCCCUGUUGGAUACAACAGAAACUUAGCCAAAGGGAAAGCACCCCACGGGCCUUCUUUCACCAUUGGGAAAGCUAUAUGGCUCCUCUGGGGCCUGGUGUUCAACAAUUCCGUGCCCGUCCAGAAUCCUAAAGGGACCACCAGCAAGAUCAUGGUAUCUGUAUGGGCCUUCUUUGCUGUCAUAUUCCUGGCCAGCUACACGGCCAACCUGGCUGCUUUCAUGAUCCAGGAGGAAUUCGUGGACCAAGUGACCGGCCUCAGCGACAAAAAGUUUCAGAGACCUCAUGACUAUUCCCCACCUUUCCGAUUUGGAACAGUGCCCAAUGGAAGUACGGAGAGAAACAUUCGGAAUAACUACCCCUACAUGCACCAGUACAUGACCAAGUUUAAUCAGAAGGGCGUGGAGGAUGCCUUGGUCAGCCUGAAGACGGGGUGAGAUGGAGGAGCUGGAGGCACUGUGGCUCACGGGAAUCUGCCACAAUGAGAAGAACGAGGUGAUGAGCAGCCAGCUGGACGUGGACAACAUGGCGGGCGUGUUCUACAUGCUGGCGGCGGCCAUGGCCCUCAGCCUCAUCACCUUCAUCUGGGAGCACCUCUUCUACUGGAAGCUGCGCUUCUGCUUCACGGGCGUGUGCUCCGACCGGCCCGGGCUGCUCUUCUCCAUCAGCAGGGGCAUCUACAGCUGCAUCCACGGGGUGCACAUUGAAGAGAAGAAGAAGUCUCCAGACUUGAAUCUGACCGGGUCCCAGAGCAACAUGUUGAAACUCCUGCGGUCUGCCAAGAACAUCUCCAACAUGUCCAACAUGAACUCCUCCUCCAGAAUGGAUUCCCCCAAGAGAACUGCCGACUUCAUCCAGAGGGGCUCCCUCAUCGUGGACAUGGUUUCGGACAAGGGGAACUUGAUCUACUCGGACAACAGGUCUUUUCAGGGGAAGGACAGCAUCUUUGGGGACAACAUGAAUGAGCUCCAAACGUUUGUGGCCAACAGGCACAAGGAUAACCUCAACAACUACGUGUUCCAGGGGCAGCACCCUCUCACUCUCAACGAGUCUAACCCGAACACGGUGGAGGUGGCCGUGAGCACAGAAUCCAAAGGCAACUCCAGACCCCGGCAGCUUUGGAAGAAAUCCAUGGAGUCCCUACGCCAGGAUUCGCUGACCCAGAAUCCCGUCUCGCAGAGGGAGGAGGGAACAGCAGAGAACAGGACCCACUCCCUAAAGAGCCCCAGGUACCUUCCGGAAGAGGUGGCCCACUCUGACAUCUCCGAGGCUUCCAGUCGGGCCACCUGCCACAGGGACCCGGACAACAACAAGAACCACAAAACCAAGGACAAUUUCAAAAGGUCAGCAGCCUCCAAGUACCCCAAGGACUGCAGCGAGGUCGAGCGCACCUACCUAAAAACCAAAGCGAGCUCCCCCAGGGACAAGAUCUACACCAUCGACGGCGAGAAGGAGCCCAGUUUCCACUUGGACCCUCCCCAGUUUGUGGAAAACACGGCUCUUCCCGAGAACGCGGACUUCGCAGACACCUACCAGGCCCACAGUGAAAGCUUCCGCAAGGGGGACUCCACGCUGCCGGUGAACAGGAAUCGGCCGCCCAACAACGACCAGUACAAGCUCUAUGCCAAGCACUUCACCUUGAGAGACAAGGGGUCCCCGCACAGCGAGGGCAGUGACCGCUACCGGCAGAACUCCACCCACUGCAGGAGCUGCCUCUCCAAUCUGCCCACCUACUCGGGCCAUUUCACCAUGCGGUCCCCCUUCAAGUGCGACGCCUGCCUGCGCAUGGGGAACCUCUAUGACAUCGACGAAGACCAGAUGCUCCAGGAGACGGGAAACCCAGCCGCCCGGGAGGAGGCCUACCAGCAGGACUGGGCGCAGAACAACGCCCUCCAGUUCCAAAAGAACAAGCUGAGGAUUAGUCGGCAGCAUUCCUACGAUAACAUCCUGGACAAACCGAGGGAGAUGGACCCGAGCAGGCCCUCCCGGAGCACAAGCCUCAAGGACAGGGAGCGGCUUCUGGAAGGGAACCUCUACGGGAGCCUGUUCAGCGUCCCCUCGAGCAAACUCUUGGGGAACAAAAGCUCCCUUUUCCCCCAAGGUCUGGAGGACAGCAGGAGGAGCAAGUCCCUCCUGCCAGACCAUGCCUCCGAUAACCCGUUCCUUCACUCCUGUGGGGAUGACCAGCGCCUGGUUAUCGGGAGAUGCCCCUCGGACCCCUAUAAACACUCACUGCCAUCGCAGGCGGUGAAUGACAGCUACCUGCGUUCGUCCCUGAGGUCAACGGCCUCGUACUGUUCCAGGGACAGCCGGGGCCACAGCGACGUGUACAUUUCAGAGCAUGUCAUGCCUUAUGCUGGGAAUAAGAAUAAUAUGUACUCCACCCCCAGGGUUUUAAAUUCCUGCAGCAAUAGACGUGUGUACAAGAAAAUGCCUAGCAUCGAAUCCGAUGUUUAAAAUCUCCCAUUGAUGUUUCAUCUGUAGGGAAACACACGUAAUGGCCAGUGUUUCUGGAAGGGAAAUGGUGGAUGUCCGACGGCACCCAGCUAUGAGGAAGAGGAUUUAGGGAGGUAUCUGUGUUGGCCGUUUGGCCCGUGGCUAGGCGCCAUACUCUUCCACUCCAGGAAUCUUGGGAGGCGUGUGCUGAGCGUGACAGAUUUCAGAUAGGUGAGUCCUGAUCCAAAACCAGUAGAGCAGGCUCGUCUCCUGGGCAUGCCUGCGAGGUGUGUUGGCAGCAGAGAUGCCCCAGAUGUCGAUGGUGAUGUCACUGUUUCCUGUAUUCCAAAUUCCAUUCGGAUCACUCCACCAUGCAAUUCCCUCGUCAGAAAUGCCUAACGGUUUCUCUAAUACAGAUUAAGCAAUAUGGCAUGCAUGUAAAUCUGACACAGACAAAAUAAAUUUCAGAAUGCAUCCGCACUGUAGCGAGAUUGACAUGUGCAAGAGAUUAGGACAUUUGGCUUGUAACAGUUUCAGCUUUCUUGUUAUGCCUUCACCUCACACCCAGGCCCAACCCCAAGAGUAACAAAUCCGUGUGUUCAUGGUAACUCAGCCACCUUCAUUCUAGCCCGUUUCCAAGACAGGUCCGGAGCAAAAGGCCAGAGGGACCCUCAGGCACAGAGCUACCAGGAUCCCCUUGGAGGCUGACGUGUGUGUUUCUCUUGUCCCUGGCUGUGAUGGUCUUGUUCAGAGCUGCAUAAACUGAACACCUCUUUGUCUUCGAUCUCUAAGUGUGGGGUCUUCUGUCUGUGACACGGCGGCCGUUGUAAUUUAUCCCGAAGACGCCCGUGUGUGUCAGUUUGCGUUUGUUCCCUUCUGGUGACAACUCAGGGUUGUAUAGUACCUGUUACCCCUUCCCUCCCAGAGUGACCAUAGCUCGUCCAGUCCCCGCCCAGCCAUGUGGUGUCUCAUCAGCUGUGUGUUGCUGUCCCCAGAGUUGUUAAUGUGGCGACAUGCGCCAACAGCCAUAUGUAUACUGUGAUCCGUGAGCAGUGCAGUGCCAUCUGUCUGCCUCAGGCUAGCGCGGGGUUUAGGUUUAUCUUCCUAAACACCGUAGAGUUCUGUUGGACAGAGUCUCCACCCCAGUCCACCCUCAGACUGAAGCCUUUAAGGGAUGAGACACUUAUGCCUCUACCCCAAGCCUUCUCCAAACCGCAGAUGAACUUUGGAGGAACAGCUGGUUUCACUCUCCUGAGAUAGAAUUCUAUUGGCAGCAAAUGGCUUCACCAGUGCCAACAGUGGUACAGGAAGGAUUCCUCAAAGCAUUUGUCAUUUCUGAGUCACCUGCACCAUCCCAUCCUUAUUCUACACACACCUGUACAUGUGUGGCAUGAAACGAUACUCUUUUUUUUUUUUCUUAAACAGUUGGAGACAGAAGUGAGAAUAUUUAUGCAUGGGAAGCUUCUUAGCUUCACAAAGAGCAUUGUUUUUCAGGUCAGGAUUCGCUAGUUGAAAUAUCAAAUAUCAUAAACCAACAAACAGUAUGGAGCAUCUUGCAACCGUCUGCUCCAUUAGCGCAUUUCAGAGGCGACCGGCCAUCAGCAUGGGCACCUCUGUCUGCGUGGUGACAUUUUAAGCUCAGGAAGCCAGCUUGUCCAUUUCCUGAUUUCUUUGUGCGUUUUUCUUUGGGUUCUUAGAGAGAAGGACAGUGUAGCAGGUUGAAACAUUUUCCUGUUUGUUCUCUGAGCGUGUUCUGUUUUGAAAGUCAUAUUUUCCUGUAAGUGGACAGGGGCCAGGUAUCAUCCAGUGGUUCCUCGAGAAUACGCCGAAUGGCUUCAUCCUUUGGGACGCAUACCUGCUCUACGCUAUGUGUAUAAUGACAAAAAUUGGUUGCAAUAAAUUUCAGGGUCAGCAGCGAAGGGGCAGAGGAAAGCAAGGAGUGAAAGCACAUCUUCCCAUCAUCUUUGAAAAGGCAGAAGGGACUGACAAGAUGCUGAUAACCAGUGUACUUGAAAAUUAUGCUGUAUUUCCUGGAUGCUGUAUUGUGCUGCCCCGAGACCUAGCAAUGCGGAAGCCUGGUUGGAAGGACCUUGGACAGUCACCCCAAUUUCCGACCUUCAGUUUGGUUUCUCCGUGUGGUCUUUUCAGCUCUUUCUGCCUUUACCCUCCAGUAGCAUUCCAGAUUGGCAUUCCUCAGCUGGGAUCGCCUGCAUGCCCUGGGCUGGCACGUCUCCACACGCAGUGAUGUUUAAUGCCUCCCCAGAAUGCAGAGCAGCAAUGUCAUCAAUCCAACGAGGCUUUCUGUCUUCGUCUGGUGUCUUCAAAACCCAGGGGUGCUGCUAAAUGCCACAGAAUCUCCAGGGUGAGUGCAAAUUACACUCAGAUUGGCCCCAUGGAUCAGAAAGCCGUCUGCUAAUAACAGCAUUAUUUCCACUAUCAGCCCCAUACAUCUCCGCACAAAGGAAGUGAGAAUGUGGCUUUGGGAAUAACCAACAGCCAUGUAGUGAAAAAAAAAAUACACUUCUUUUAAUACCCAAAGUGUUUAAAUAAAUAAUGGAAUAGCCAGUGCUGUAUAACAGAUACACAUUUUCCCUUCUCCUGGAAUUCGCCGAGUCAGAAAAAUCAGCCGCUGACCCCAGCAUUGGUUUUCCAGUAGCAGAUAACGAUGUGGAGUUAUUCAAAGGUAGUCCAAGUCAGCUCAGUUACCUGGGGAAAAAGAACAGUGGGACGAGAACUGCCCAACAGCAGAUGGCACCCAGUGUGGGGGGCAAACGGGAGUUAGGGAGGAGUCCCGGUCCUCUGAGAGGGGUCGUGCACCAGAGCCCCGCUCGGAGACCUUGGAGUUGUUUGACCUGACUUAAUGACUUCUCAUGGACUCAGUGUUUUCCCCACUUGUGGGGGAACCCGCUGGCUACCAGGUGCAAAUGGGAUCCAGUAGUGGGGUUUCUAUCCAUGGCAAGUAGCUAGCAAGGACAACCAAUUUAAAAUAGUGUGUGUAAGAGAGUCACGGGGGGCAUGGGUUCUACUCUGAGGAAGCUUCCGGAAAACAGUUGUCAUCAUCCUGACACUUCUAAGUUCUUAGGUCACCUUGGUCUCAAUGCCUGGAGCAUGAAUGUCCCCAGUGGGUUUACCUUCCCCACAGUGAGACUCCAUGAGUGGUGAGGGAUUCUGAUAUCAUUCCCCAUUGCUGUUCUGCCUUCUGCAAACCUCCCAUCAUGCUAGCCAGCAGCAGGACUGAGUGUCUCACAGGCCGUGCUUGGUUUUCUCUUCUCUGCUCCAUACGUUGCCUGAGAAGUUUCAGCACUUAGCUUUUCCAGGGAGAGCAUUAAAAUUCACCCAUUGCGGCAAAAUCUGUCAAAUCGCUUCAUGAUUAUUUUCAGGGAAAAAAAAAGAAAAUUACACCUUGUUUACAAAUGAAAUGGUUUCAUUUAAAUGGGACCUGAGCCAAGGCGGUUAAUUAGUCAAAAGAUCCUCGGCAGUCAUGUAGUCACACAUUGUUUAUUCUAUUUGAUACGUCUGCCACUGAUGUGUGUUUAAUAUUCUGCAUCCUUCUCAGGAAAUGACAAAUGCCCUGAAUUCUUUGCAAAUAGAGUUGCUAAUGAAAAAGGAAAAAAAAAAAGUUGGUGUUAAUUAAGUGGUGAUUAAAAAUUUAUCUCCCUUAAACCCAAAAAGUGCAGCUUUAAUAAUCAGUUGUCAUGUAAAUAAAUUCCUUGCACUGAAAUCCCUUGUGGUUUAAGACCUAAGUAAAUACUAAUUUGAGAAACCUAAAUGUCUUUCAGAGGAACUGAAUACAUCGGUAACAAAAUGCACCUCCCUGUACUGUUUCUUUGUGCAUAGCUGUCGUGCAUGAAUCCUUGUGGGAGGGGACACGAGUUGUUUCUGAAAUGGGACAUGUUGUAUAUCAACCAUGGCUGUGGUAGACAUAAUUGAACUUCAAGAAAAAAAAAUUGAGUAAGCGGGAACUAAAUUCAUUGGUUGGUAUUCAAUAUGAUUUAUGGGUUUUCCAUCAGGGCAGUUUUCCUUCUGAAAGUACUGUUUAUUUUCACUUGAGUCAACAUUAGACCUUUGUGGAUACCCCAUUGGUAAA